ACCUUCAGAGAGUGGUGACCUGCUAAUGAAGGAGUACAUGGGAAACACGGAGGAUGCCCAGACCCUCCAACUACAGUACAGAGAGAUGAUGGCAGACUUCAUGUUCGUGAUCCCCGCACUCCAAGUGGCACAUUUUCAGCGUUCCCAUGCUCCUGUAUACUUCUAUGAGUUCCAGCAUACGCCUACUAGCCUGAAGAAUGUCAGACCGUCUCAUGUGAAGGCUGAUCAUGCCGAUGAGAUUCUUUUUGUCUUUGGGUCCUACAUUGGGGGCAUCAAACUUGACCUCACUGAG
Molecule: messenger RNA, 292 nt
Organism: Nannospalax galili (Upper Galilee mountains blind mole rat)
Lineage: Eukaryota; Metazoa; Chordata; Mammalia; Rodentia; Spalacidae
Product: acylcarnitine hydrolase-like
Exons: 3
Cellular component (GO): intracellular membrane-bounded organelle
Molecular function (GO): carboxylic ester hydrolase activity
Source: RefSeq, a predicted model, not a curated record